GUCGAGUACAGGAUCAUCGUCCAGGUCCUCAAUGAGAACGACAACAGGCCCCGGUUCCUGGGGGCCUCGGUGCUGACCCACAACAUCAGCGAGGUGCCAGGGCCUGGGGACGGGGAUGUGGCAGGGUGGGGAGCAGAGGGCUCCCGUCAGCCCAGGUCCAGUUGCGCUUCUGUCUGUUGUACGUCAGCCCCAGCCAGCAGCAAAUGCGUCGCAUGCCUGGAGGAGUGGGAGCAGCGCGGCGACACCUGCUACCACUUCUCCCGCGCGCCGCAGCCGUGGGGCAAGUGCGUGAACUACUGCAAGAACCUGGGCUCCAAGCUCCUGCAGAUCGACUCCGAGGUGGAAAUGGAGUUCAUCAAAAUACAGAUGCAGAGGCAUGUGGAGAUCAACAACCUGCCGCUUCGGUUGUCGCUGCCCCACUGGCUUGGCCUCUCCUACAACGUCACCCGCAAGCUGUGGUGCUGGCUGGACGGCACUGUUUUCCCAGCAACUCG
Molecule: messenger RNA, 494 nt
Organism: Struthio camelus australis
Lineage: Eukaryota; Metazoa; Chordata; Aves; Struthioniformes; Struthionidae
Source: RefSeq, a predicted model, not a curated record